Messenger RNA from Phlebotomus argentipes, 2269 nucleotides. Its product is annotated as sodium-independent sulfate anion transporter-like. Gene Ontology annotation, cellular component: membrane. Gene Ontology annotation, biological process: transmembrane transport. Lineage: Eukaryota; Metazoa; Arthropoda; Insecta; Diptera; Psychodidae. The record is from RefSeq and is a predicted model, not a curated record. Gene Ontology annotation, molecular function: sulfate transmembrane transporter activity. The transcript has 6 exons. The coding region runs from base 248 to 2134 and encodes 628 amino acids.
ACCGAAGACAGGUUGAUCAGCUUCACCUGUGCCUUACAUAUUCUGGGGCUUUUUUUGCAACAAUAUCUUCUGGGAAUUGUGCAGUGAUUGGAGUUUAUUGUCGCGAAAUAUAAUGCAACACAAGUUCUUAAGAAUAUUCAUAUCCUUUCUUCACUAAGUAACAGUUUAAAUCAGUGAUUUGUGUGGUAUUUGCUGCUCCUUUUGUGAAUAAUUCAGAUUCCGCAAACUGACGCAACACGCAGACAAGAUGGCUUACGAUAAUCACGGCAUGAAUGACUCAAUGUUGAACAUACCUUCUGAGCCAAGAGGAGCUUACACUGGCUCAAAUCAGUUUAUUCUCAACGAGGAUGAGAGGAAGACAACGAGGGAUCAUCUUAGGGCCGUUGCACCGUGGUGUCGACAGAGGGCGAGGAACAUCUUCCGCAAGAAGACGCUGUACAAGAGACUCCCAAUUCUCAGCUGGUUGCCAAAGUACUCUGGAGCUGAUGCUGUGGGGGAUUUGGUGGCGGGAAUCACCGUGGGAUUGACGGUAAUUCCGCAGGCGUUGGCGUACGCGGGAAUCGCGGGAUUGCCGGCGGCUUAUGGCUUGUACGGCUCCUUCAUGGGCUGCUUCGUUUACAUCAUCCUGGGCUCGCACAAGGACGUGCCCCUUGGCCCCACUGCCAUCGCCUCGCUGCUCACGCUGCAGGCAUCGGCCGGCGUGUGGCAGAGAGCCGUGCUGCUGGGCUUCCUCACGGGCAUCAUCGAGAUCCUCAUGGGCAUCCUGGGACUCGGCUUUCUGCUGGACUUCGUAUCAGGACCCGUCAAUUGUGGCUUCACGAGCGCCGUGGCGCUCAUCAUUCUCUCCUCUCAAGUCAAGGAUGUGCUGGGAAUCGCCGCCUCAGGGAACACGUUCGUGCAGAUGUGGACGUCGAUCAUUGAGCACAUCCAGGACACGAGACUCUGGGACACUGUCCUGGGAAUUGUGUGCAUAAUUGUCCUGCUGCUCAUGCGGAUGAUUGCGAACGUUAAAAUCGGGCCUGUGAACAAUGAAGACAAGACGACAAUGCACAAGGCCGUGAAUAAGAUCCUUUGGCUCAUUGGAACGUCCAGGAAUGCCAUUCUUGUGGUGAUCACUGGAGGAAUUGGAGCUGCCGUUCACUAUUCCGGACACGCUUACUUCAAACUCAUCGGCGAGAUUCCGCCGGGUCUUCCGGCAUUCCAGGCGCCGCCUUUCUCCAUUCCCGCCGUCACCAAUGGCACAGAAAUCCUCCAGGAGGAGGAAUCCUUCACGGAAAUGGUCUCAAAUCUCGGCUCUGGACUCAUUGUCAUCCCUCUGAUUGCCCUGCUGGAGAACAUGGCGAUCUGCAAGGCCUUUGCCGAUGGUAAGACGAUUGACGCUUCCCAGGAAUUGAUAGCCAUCGGCACGGCCAAUGUGUUCAACUCCUUCGUCCAGGGUUAUCCGGGAAACGGCGCCCUGUCCAGAGGAGCUGUAAAUCACGCCAGCGGCGCCAGAACUCCCAUGGGAAGUCUCUACACUGGCAUCCUCGUCAUCCUGGCUCUGCUCUUCUUCACGCCCUACUUUUACUACAUCCCCAGAGCCGCUCUAGCUGCCAUCAUCAUCGCCGCCGUGAUUUUCAUGGUCGAAGUGCGAGUGAUCAAGCCGAUGUGGCGAAGUAAAAAAACCGAUCUUCUUCCCGGAAUUGCUGCCUUUAUCGCUUGUCUGGCGCUUCCGCUGGAGUUUGGAAUUCUGGUGGGAAUUGGAAUCAAUGUGAUCUUUAUUCUCUACCAUUCUGCACGCCCGAAGAUUUCUGUUGAAUUAUGCGCAACAACUGGCGUGAACAGCAAAUACCUCAUGAUAACACCCGACAGAUGUCUGAUCUUCCCGUCGACGGAAUACGUGCGGAACCUGGUGAACAAGCAGGGUCUCAAGUCCCAAACGCCAGUCGUCAUCGACUGCAGUCACAUCUACGGCGCCGACUACACGGCGGCCACGGUCGUUGAGACGUUAGUGAGCGACUUCGAGUCGCGCAACCAGAAGAUCCUCUUCUACAACCUGAAGCCUUCCGUUCUGCACGUAUUCGAGGGCGUUGAUAACAAGAUUCUCGUCUAUUACGACUUUGACGCCCUCGAGCGCAUGAUCAAUGAGAAGUGAUGCUUGCAGGUCUGCAAUGAUUAGGCUUAAGCUUAGACAGUAAGUUGUACAAAUGAUCCACUGCAUCUGUAAAACGUCUUCCAACGAAGACUCUUUAUUUUUAGUAUUGUAAUCAUUGUAAUGUAAUAAAUUAUU